Durusdinium trenchii is the source of this 1749-nucleotide messenger RNA. The record is from the annotation of a GenBank genome assembly. Lineage: Eukaryota; Dinophyceae; Suessiales; Symbiodiniaceae.
AUGGCCAAGCAGUGUGCUGUGCAAUGUCCGGAUCCAUUCUCAGAAUACCUUCCAGACUUGCAAAACAAACAGCCCUUCCAGCACUCAAUGCACCCUGGCCGCCGGGCACGGUUAGUCUACAGUUGGAUUAGAGGCGCCUGCGCUUUCCUCAACAAUUUCUUUCUGCAGCAGCAGUGUCAUCAUGUGAUAUCCAUUUCAGUUGUGGAUGAUACCAACAUGAGACUGGCCGCUCAAGUUACAGGGAAGUGGUAUAGCUCUCGGACAGUGUCGGUCCUCAACAACGUGCAAACAUGCGUUGCCUGCUUUGACAUGGAUCCCGAUCCUUCACAUGCCAUUGGAGAGACAUGUAGGGGCUACAGGUCCUUUCCACUACACACUCCACUUACAUGCCUACCACGAGCGACUGCCCGAAACCUCUUCCAAGAGAUCCGAAGCUGGCUUGUUUGUGAGGCCGGUUCCAGAUGGCAACAGUUUGGACUCAAGGCUGACUUGUUUGAUAAAACUCCCUUUCUUUGCCAAGUCAUGUGCUUUGACAGCUUGAGCACAAACGUUCGGCUUUUCAAAAUGCUACGGCGUGCUUCCUUUCAGAAGCAGCAGGCUCAACAAGCUAAGGCACGCCCUGAUCAAAGCCACUUGUUGGUUGGCACACCUUGCGCAAUACAUCAGAUUGCACUAGCACGGAAGGCUUUGCUGUUUUAUCAUCCAAACUUUUGGUCCACUGCCUUCUUCAAAGAUUACAUGACUGGCGUAUUUGGCAAGCAGUUGGUCAAGGAGUACAUUGAGAAACUCAAGUUGAUGCCACACGUGGGCAUUGAGACUGAUUCCUUGUUUUCUGACUAUUUCAUUUUGUGCCUCCUGCAGAUUGGAGAGUGCUGGAGGCGCUUUUGCUACAAUUUGAGCAGCUUUCCACAUGCUUUGUGGCGAGUACUUGGCCUGAAGGAGCGAGAGCUUUGCAUGCAGCUUGCAGAGUUUCAGCGGCAAGUGUCAAAAUGCACUGUAUGUGCCGAUCCAGAGUUCACGGCUGUGCUUUUGAGCCAGCUGCCAAAUGUGAUCGACUGCGAAAACCCAGAGCAUGUGCAACAAGCUGUCAAGUUGCAGCAAGUGCUGGCAGACCUGGCAUGCGUCGCUCCAUUGAGCACUGACGCUGUGGAGCCACCAGUGCCACCUGGAGAGUACGCUGCAGAAGUGAGAAGAUGUGGCAAGGAAUGGGCCAGAGUUUCGGAAGAUGUGAGAUCAUCAUUCCAAGACAAAGCAGUCCUGGAGCAAUCACUGCGGGAGGAAGCCAUGAAGCAGCCUUUCCCCAGCAAACACGGAAAGCCUGACGAUUUGGGUGGGGCAGCUUUUGAUGCAGUUUCAGAGCUUUGCCCAAAGGCUGUGAAAAAAAUAUCCCAGCCUCGCCUUGUUCAGACUUACAACAGAUACUCCCACUCAGACAUGUGGAGCACUUCUUCUAUGGGACUUGCCUCGGCAGAUGGUUGCUUGCGACUUGACCUCAUUGAUACAGAGACUCCUGACAAAGACAUCCAGAGUCACAUGGCCACUGCUUUUCACAAUCCAGCCCCAGCUUGCGAGUCUGACAUUGAAGAAGAGCUUCCUGGCUGCCAUCACGAGACCUGCUGGGAAGCUUUCGGGCAUUGUCAAAGAAAGAUCCAUGCUGUCUUAGCAAGGAAGUUUGUUCGGAGCCUCAAAUACUUUUUGACGAACGGCAUCUCACCUGCAAUUGCUGGACAGUUCGGAAAUGAUUUUUAA